Misgurnus anguillicaudatus (oriental weatherfish) is the source of this 1816-nucleotide messenger RNA. It is a transcript of the gene vwc2l, whose product is annotated as von Willebrand factor C domain containing 2 like. Gene Ontology annotation, molecular function: protein binding. Gene Ontology annotation, cellular component: AMPA glutamate receptor complex. The record is from RefSeq and is a predicted model, not a curated record. Gene Ontology annotation, biological process: negative regulation of BMP signaling pathway. Lineage: Eukaryota; Metazoa; Chordata; Actinopteri; Cypriniformes; Cobitidae.
AAGCGCUGUCCGUGGUGCUGAACUUAUUUGAGGCGCCCUAUUGAAGAUGAAACGCUCCUCUGUUCUCAUUCCUCUCCGCACUCAACUUACUAGCGCACUCUCGUACGACGCUUUUCUGUCUGCUCUGACGGUGCGCGGGAGACGCGAGCAUCUCCAAUGUGGACAAACUUACUUUAGCACUAGGAAAACGUUUUUAUAUUGAAUCUUUAUGUUUAUUACUUUAGGGGUUAUUUUCGGUGGAGAUUCUGAAGACCAAACAGCGCGUUACUGAUCCACCUGCAGUAUUUGGGAGUUGAUUUAAAUGCCGCGGAUGACUAGAUGAUCAGACGCAGACCCGAGAGGGAAGUACAUUUUUAACAGCUGUUUUGGAUAUUUUUCCUUGCCCGUACAACAGAGUGAGGGGUCACGUAAUGAUCGCGAAAGGAUGAUUACAUUUCUGGAUAUGUCACCUAUGAAGUCGGAGGCAAAAUAGCGGGGCAGAGGCAUGGUCGGUGUGUAAAUAUUAUAGCAAAGACAUUCGGAUUAUCGGUUUUGUUGGAGUAAGCACAUUUUUGCACCAACUCUCUUCUACCUGGAAUGAUUUUUCAUUUUACUUAACGCCACAAAGCCACUUGUCUCGUUUGAUUGCGAUCAAAACAAAUUGAAACCAGACAUUUCAACGCGGUGUCGUAUUUGCAGCAUGGAGACUGACAACUUAAGGGACCUGAGACACUCUCCUUGAAUGCGUCAAGACCGCCGCGGCGAAGGAUGGGCCCUUUUCUCCCGGCGAUUUGCGUCGUGCUGCUCGCCCUGAACGCCGCCGUCUCGCCGGCCUCUGUCGGCCCUGAGGACUAUCCCGCCGCGGACGAGGCCGAGAAAACUGCCAACAAUGACAUCAUUUUCGAUGACUACCGAGGGAAAGGUUGCGUGGACGACAGUGGCUUCGUGUACAAGCUCGGGGAACGCUUCUUCCCCGGCCACUCGAACUGCCCGUGCGUGUGCACGGAGGACGGACCCGUUUGCGACCAACCCGAGUGCCCUAAAAUACACCCAAAGUGCACCAAGGUGGAACACAACGGCUGUUGCCCUGAAUGCAAGGAGGUCAAAAACUUCUGUGAAUAUAGAGGGAAAACCUAUAAGAUCCUGGAGGAAUUCAAGGUGUUUCACCUACAGGGUUCCCCAGCAGCCGUGGAAGGGAGCCACUUCACCGCCGCGCCCCCAGCCAAUGCUCAUCUGCAAGCAAGAGGCCGGAACGAUAGGCCCUCGCCCUGUGAAUGGUGUCGCUGCGAGCCAAAUAACGAAGUACACUGCGUGGUUGCUGACUGUGCAGUACCUGAGUGUGUCAACCCGGUGUACGAGCCAGAGCAAUGCUGCCCCAUCUGUAAAAACGGUCCAAAUUGCUUUGCCGGAACGACGAUCAUCCCAGCUGGCAUCGAAGUGAAGGUGGACGACUGCACCAUCUGUCGAUGCCAUAGCGGAGACUGGUGGAAACCUGCGCAGUGCUUGCGGCGGGAAUGCCUCAACGGUCAGACGUCGUAGGAUAUCCUCCGGAGCCACAAGUGGGGACGCAAAUGAGACGUGCACACUUAUGACUGCACAAUCGCUUUGAAAAACUGCGGCUGCUGGACGACCUAAGACACACGGGGACUCAAACACAUAGUGUGCACAAACAAAACAAGACGAUUGGCAGAAUCAGAGCGAGUCAAUUUUACCGAGGACACAUUUUGAUCUCUGUGAUGAGUUCAUAGUAGGAUAAAGUUCAGAAAAUCAUGUCCGGUUCCUAACUCAAAAGCAGAUUUUUUGCACAAACAAAAUGAAGCUUGGUUUAAGCACCGUU